This is a messenger RNA of Diabrotica virgifera virgifera (western corn rootworm), 3329 nucleotides long. RefSeq lists its product as uncharacterized. The transcript has 3 exons. The coding region runs from base 97 to 2478 and encodes 793 amino acids. The record is from RefSeq and is a predicted model, not a curated record. NCBI's taxonomy places the organism in Eukaryota, Metazoa, Arthropoda, Insecta, Coleoptera, Chrysomelidae.
UCUUCAACUUCAGAUAACGAAAAGUGCGUUUUACUUUUCAAACAAAUAAACUUUUGUUGGAUUUUUUCCCACAAACUUCAUCUACAGAAUGUACCUAUGUGGGUAGGAUACAAUGCAAAGAUUUCUAACGAUAAUUCAACUAUUCAAAAAAUAGAUUAUUUGACCCAAAUCAAUGAUUCUCCUACAGAUCCACGAGUCAUAAAAGAAACAAUGCGUCUUAGCUUAAAAAUUGCUUCUGAGUGUGGAAAAAAAUACUUCAAUGUUACUUAUGAUUUGGCCAUUGCUAAAAUAGCUUUAAAAAUUCAAUCAGCUGAAGAAGAAUUCAAAAAUCUAUUUAUUCAUUUAGGAUCAUUUCACAUUAUGCUAUCGUUUUUUAAAGCUGUAGGCAAAUUCAUUAAUGGAUGUGGUUUAACAAACAUGCUUGUUGAUGCCGAAGUUUUAGCGAAUGGAUCUAUAAAUACAUUUCUUACUGGUAAACAUUUUAAUCGCUGCUGUAAAAUUCAUCCAAUAAUUUCACUUGCACUUCAACUAUUGCACGUAGAAUUUUUUUUAGAAAAUAAACAGUAUGAUUUAGAAACAAUUAAAACCUACUUAAAACAUUACUCAGAAAAUGAAAAUGAAAAUCCAGUGAUAAAUAAUGAAUUAUGUCACAAAAUUUUUGAAGAUUAUGCACAAUUUAAGAAAGAUACUUUACAAGGGAACCAUGGAAAGACACCUCAAAUUUUUAUGAUGUACAUACAAUUGAUAGAUUAUUACCUAAUGCUUGAAUUUAGUAUCCGAACUGCUAAUUUUGACAUUUACAAAUAUGUCUUGGAAAAAAUGACAAACAUUUUUUUCGCUUUCAAUCAUCAAAAUUAUGCCAGAUACUUAACCAUAUAUUUAAACAAAUUAGAAAAGAUUGAAGAAACUCAUCCUGGUUUGAUACAAGAGUACGGAGAUUGCUUCUUUGGCAUAAGAAGGACCACAAAGCCAUUUUCAAGAAACCCCAUCGACAUAACACUAGAACAGACUAUAAAUGCACAUGCUGCUUCUAGAUCAUCAGGCAUUAUAAAUAUGACAAAUUCUGUGGGUGCUCGGCAAAAAUGGGCUAUUACCCAUUCACUGCGUACUAACAUGAUUUCGAAAUUAAUGGAUUUCUGCAAUUUGUAUUCAAAGGAUGAUAUAACCAAAGAUUUAAGGAAAUCUUCUAUCUGUCACAGCAAUAAAAAUGUUGAAAAUUUGUUAACUAUAAUACAGCAAUGUACGAAUCCUUUUUCAAGCAAUUUAUCUCAAGAGAAUUUGUACAAUAUAUCUUCAGGGCAAUCAGUAUCUGAAGAUAUUUACACAUUCUUAUCUAAUAUUGAAACUACAGGAGAGCUGCAACGAAUUAAAUUUAUUACUGAAUCUCAAAUAGACCCAGAAAGGUUUGACAAGGCUAUUUUAAAAAACACUGUUGUUAAUUUUGCUUCAAAAUGUGUCAAAAAAGUAAAAAUUAAUGGAAAAGUCAAAGAAGUUACCAUUCAAAGAGACAUUUUUGGAAGAUUAUUGUAUGCGUCGCUGCAAAGCCAUAUAGAUCUAAAAGAAGCGUUGAAAUAUCCGCUGACGCCUAUUCCAUUUUCUUUAUGCCACUCUGACGGAUCUAUUUGUAAAACCCAAAAAUCAGUGAUUUUCGAGGAGUUGAAGUCAUAUCAGGAAGAGAAUGGCAAUCCUCCGAAAGCCGAUAUCCAUAUCUACGAUGGCUUCUAUUUGCUCCACACAUUGAAAAAUGUACCUAAUACAUACGGGAAAAUUUCAAUGUAUAUUUUUAAGCUGUUGGUAUCAGAUAAAAAAGAAGUCCACAUUAUAUUUGACAAAUUCAACGAUCCAAGUAUAAAAGAUUAUGAACACCGCCAAAGAGGAGAGGAUGAUACCGUUCAUAGCGUGCAUAAAAACAAUAAGCGACCCUCUGAUUUUGGGAAACUGUUAAGAAGUAAAAAUUUCAAAGAAAGUUUCGUUGAAUUUUUAAUCGAUGAUUGGACUGAUGAUUGUUUUGUUAUUUUAUGCCAAGAUAAAAUAGUCAAGUUAAGUUAUGGAACUUCCUGUUACUCUUACCAAGUACAUGAAAAUCAUAUUAAAAAAACUACAGAUUACAACUUAUGUUGCUUUCACGAAGAAGCAGAUACCAAGAUUAUGUACCACAUAUGCCAACUGCCUAAUAAUUACAACGUUGAAGUCCAUUGCACUGACUCGGAUAUACCAGUAAUUAUUCUUGCAAAUAUGAAAUAUUUAAAAGCAGAUAUUCAAAUUACGGUAAAUAUGUGUUCGAACAAAAAAAGAGAGUAUUUGAAUAUGAAUAAAAUUUACCAAGGAUUAGGUGACAAAUUAGCAAGAGCCCUAACCGUUUGUCACAUAUUUACGGGUAAUGAUUUUAAUCCAGCUUUUUACAGAAAAGGGAAAAAAAGACCAUUUGCCAUACUAAAAAAAAACAAUCGUAUCAAGAUGCUUUUAUGCAGCUACUAGAAACGGUGCCGAAAUAUUUGGAUACAGAACACGAAGUAUUUAAAUCUAUUGAAGAGUAUGUAUGCCAAAUAUAUAGUUUAAAUACAAAAAAUGAUAUCGAUAAAGGCAGAUUCGAAGUAUUUGAAAGAAAAUAUAAAAAUAAAAAUGAAAAUGACAAAAUUUGGAGAAAAAACCUAAAAGGGUUCGACGCAUCAAAUCUUCCACCAACCAAAAAAGAGUUAUUGCAACAUAUAAAACGAACCAUUUAUAUCAGUAACGUGUGGUGCAAUGCUCACCUGAGGCGACCUACAGACCUUGAUAUUCAAGAGUGCGGGUGGUUAAAUAUCGAUGGCAGCUUUGAGUUUUUUUGGUUCGAUGGCGAGCAGUGUCCCACAUUCCGAGAGAUAGCUGCUCAUUCAGUUUCCACUUCUGAUGAUCAGGAUGAGGGGGAGCCGUCUUCCGAUGAGAGUGAAGAUGAACAAAAUUUGUACCUAUCUGAAGAUUCAGAAUUUGAAGAUAACGAUAAUUAAUCAACAAUUUAUGUAUUUUUAAGAAUUAUUUGUUACAUAAUAUUUGAUGUUUUUUUCAUUGUAUAUGUAUACAAGAAUAAAAAAACUGCUAAACGCCGUAAAAAUGAGUGGCGCAUACAAUAUUCCAGCUACAAAUGAACUGAUAUAAAUAUUACGUGGCGCAAGAAUGUAUUUUCAUUUUGAUCGAAAAUAAAAUUCUAGUUUUAUUUUAAAAGAUGUUUCCAUAAUCAUGCUCAUUUGUAGCUGGAAUAUUGUAUGCGCCACUUAUUUUUACAGCGUUUAGCAAUUUUUUUAUUCUUGUAUCAGGAGUUUUUCAAAGUUAUUUAUAAAUUAAAUGUAUGA